GGUUACCUGUUUUUCUCCUAUUUUGAGUCCUGUUCUUCAUCGUCUAUCUGUGUUCUUCUCUUUUCAUUCUAUUUUAUUCAAGACGCACAGCAAAUCAAAGCAGGAAAAUCAAGGAUGCUUACAACUCAGAUCUGUCGAUUGUUGUUGUACAUUUUCUUCACUCGACUUCUGGUACUGCUCAGUGAUGUUUGGCAUUAAGAGUUAGAAUUUGGUUGCUGGUUCUACUUUUGUUGGGUGAGAAAUAAAGCCCAAAUCUUUUCCGUGCAAUUCAUCUGCAUGCCAACUGUUUGACAUUUGGCUCCAAAGAGUUUGUUUACCAAAUAUGAGGAGAAAUUCAAUAUUACUACCAUUUCCUACGUACCGACACUUAAGAUCUUCCCUACAUGACAAAGUUUGGGAUGCCAACUUAUUUGGGAAAUCAGGUUUUAUGUGGGUUCAAAUCAUGCACAAAACCAGUGGAGGAAGACGACCUAAAAAGAAAGUCUACCACAGAGUGCAUGAACUAGACAAAGUCAUGGACCUCCAAAAGAAACCCUCCGUGAUCCUGAAGCUGAAAUCAAUCAUCCAAUCACAAAAGAACCAGUCUUUGCUUCUCAGGGACCUCGAAAAAGAAGUUGGGUUUAUUCAGAAAUGGAACUUCAUAGCUGUUAUUGAGAAAUACCCGUCAAUCUUCCAUGUGAGUGGUGGUCAUAAAACACCACCUGCAGUCAUGCUUAACAGAAAAGCCGAAAAGGUUGCUGCUGAGGAAGCUGCUGCCAAUGAAUUAAUGGAACCCAUUUUGGUCAAGAAUCUCCGGAAGUUGUUAAUGUUGUCGGUUGAUUGUAGGCUUCCACUUGAAACCAUUGAUUUCAUUCAGCCUGAAUUGGGUUUGCCUUCAGAUUUCAAGAAAUCUUUGCUUCCAAAAUUUCCUGAAUUUUUCUGUGUGAAAGAUGUACAUGGAAGAUCCCAUCUCGAACUGGGAAAUUGGGAUUCCUCACUUGCAAUUACUGCUCGUGAGGAAAGAUGGUUACAUGAAAGAAUCUUGAACACUUCUGGGCAUUCAAAAAGACCCCGGAUUUCAAAAGAUGGCAACUUUCCUGGCCCUUUUGCUUUUCACUUAAAAUUCCCUGUUGGAUUUAGACCAAACAUGAGUUAUCUUCAAGAACUUGAAAAAUGGCAGAAGAUGGAAUUUCCUUCUCCCUACUUGAAUGCAAAGAGGUUUGAAGUUUCUGAUCCUAAAGCUCGGAAACGGGUGGUAGCAGUUCUUCAUGAGCUUCUCAGUUUGACCAUGGAGAAGAGGUUGACUUCUGCCCAAUUGGAUGCAUUUCAUUCAGAACUGAGAUUACCAGCCAGAUUAUUGCUCUGCUUAAUUAAGCAUCAUGGUAUUUUUUACAUAACUAACAAAGGUGCAAGAAGUACUGUUUUUCUUAAAGAAGCUUAUGAUGGAUCAAGAUUGGUUGAUAAAUGUCCCCUUUUGAUGUUUAGGGAUAAGUUUGUAGCACUCACUGGUAGGAGAGAUAUUGAGCCUUCAUCACAUGCUAUAUGAUCAUCAAAGUUCAAGAAAAUGAAUUUAGAUAUUUGAUCAUUUUUUGUUGAAUCAUAUGGCUGUAGUUUGCCUUGGU
Molecule: messenger RNA, 1601 nt
Organism: Cynara cardunculus var. scolymus (artichoke)
Lineage: Eukaryota; Viridiplantae; Streptophyta; Magnoliopsida; Asterales; Asteraceae
Product: protein WHAT'S THIS FACTOR 1 homolog
Exons: 2
Coding region: 323-1525 (400 amino acids)
Molecular function (GO): RNA binding
Source: RefSeq, a predicted model, not a curated record